Molecule: messenger RNA, 1285 nt
Organism: Pleuronectes platessa (European plaice)
Lineage: Eukaryota; Metazoa; Chordata; Actinopteri; Pleuronectiformes; Pleuronectidae
Gene: ube2v1
Product: ubiquitin-conjugating enzyme E2 variant 1
Exons: 4
Coding region: 83-526 (147 amino acids)
Biological process (GO): protein K63-linked ubiquitination; DNA damage tolerance
Cellular component (GO): nucleus
Source: RefSeq, a predicted model, not a curated record
GCUCUGCGUUUCUUCCGCGCGCGCACGCCACGUCGGCCACAAUAGUAAAACAACGUGCGCGCCCCCGCUUAACAGCGACAAGAUGGCGGUCGCCGCCGGAUCAGGCGUUAAAGUUCCUCGCAAUUUCCGGCUCCUGGAAGAGCUGGAGGAAGGUCAGAAAGGUGUGGGAGACGGGACGGUGAGCUGGGGUCUGGAGGAUGACGAGGACAUGACCUUAACCCGGUGGAGAGGAGUGAUCCUCGGCCCUCAGAGGACGAGCUUUGAAAACAGGAUGUACAAUCUGAAGGUUGAAUGUGGGCCGGGCUACCCAGAGGUCCCACCGUUUGUCAAAUUCGUGACAAAGAUAAACUUGAAUGGCGUGCACACCUCCAGCGGUGUGGUUGACAUGCAUGCGGUGACUUCACUAUCCAAGUGGCAGAACACCUACAGCAUCCGGAUGGUGCUGCUGGAGCUGCGGCGGCUCAUGACGUGCAAGGAGAACAUGAAGCUUCCUCAGCCGCCUGAGGGCCAGAUCUACAGCAACUGAGCCCCUUCCACGUCUGGCUCCAUCUUUUUCUCCUCUUCUUCUCCUCCCCGCUUCCUUCAACUCUUAAUAUUUGCUUUCAUCCCUUUUAUCCCCCCACCAUCAUCCGACAUGUGACAUUCCACCUCCUGCCGAUACCUUGGCUGAGCAUGUACACACAGAAACACAGAAAAAAAAACACACAUGCAUACACACACAGAAACAAAGAAAAGCAUACAUACAAACACACACACACAAACAAAGAAAAGCAUACACACACGCACACUCAAAUAUUAGAGCAUUCAUGAAAAAUUCAUUCCAGGCCCCGCCCCCCCCUCCCUCCCCCAUCACUGGAGCUCUGGGCGGACUCGAUGUGACGAGGCAGGCGGAGUCCUCAGUCCACACCAGAUAUGAUCAUUCGAAUACUGUACAUCUUACUAAUCUUCUUUUUAUUAUUAUUUGUUAAAAAUAAUGCAGAUUGUACAAUAACAUAAAUAAUCUUAUUGAGUGUACCUCUUUGUCUGUUGCCUUUUUGUUACAUAAAAAAAAAACGGCCACUUAACACAGUUGACGUGGUUCACGAGACAUUUUCUGUAAAUCACAAAGUAAUCUUCUUCACCUACAAACCCUGACAGGCAAACCCAGUUGAACCUGGAAAAUGGUGUUAAGAAUGUCUUGUGGUCAGAUGUCUAAUGAAAUAUUUACUUCAGUGUGUGUUGACAUGGGCUUGAACACAUUGUUUUCAAGUAAAUGCACGUCUGCAGCUUGGCAAAGUGCCAAGAA